AAUUCGAGCGGACCUUGAGUUGUUGUAGCCACACUUCACUACCGAUCCCCACCUCGUGAUUUUCGGGCCAGCAUUCUUCUAUCUUACACAGUUUGUGAGUUAACGAUCCGAGGUUAGUCGUCGUAACUGUCGUAGCGUUAUAUUCAACGCCUCCGGUUCGUUUCUAUCUGAACACAGCUAACGGUAGCGUUAGCAAAGCAGCUCAAGGGAUGGCGGAGGUUCCCGGGACGUCAAGUGAGACCAUAACGGAGACAGUUCAGACGAGCACACCGCCACCGCCCCAGCAGGAGGGCCGAAGCCUGACGAUCAAGUUAAGGAAGAGGAAGACUGAGAAGAAGGUGGAGUGGUCCAGUGACACCGUCGACAAUGAGCACCUGGGAAGAAGGUCUUCAAAGUGCUGCUGUAUUUAUGAGAAGCCCCGACAAUUUGGAGAGUCCUCCUCUGAAAGCGAGGGAGACGACAACGACGAAGGGUGCGGAAGUGCUCACUGCAUCCUUGGCCACGGCAGGAGAGGCAACGGACAGAGGGGGGAUGGGGGAGCCACAGUGCCCCCAAACUCUGGAGGGCCACAUACCCGCUAACGAGCACUGCAGGCUAAUUGUUGGGUCUGAGGCGUUUUCUCAUAACAACGACGACACCUUACUUUUAGUUUAGUUUCAUCACUGAGGAACAGGCAGGCCUGAUGCUGUGUUACAGUCGUGACUCAGAGUUUCCAGCUGUUAAAGCAGGAUUAUAACCUCUGUGCUGCUGCUGUUCUCCAAUAUAGAGAGCAACAUCCUGGAUUAUUGAAUUUGGCUCAUUUAAAACCCUGCUGUCCUUUCAUCCACUAAAAGACGCUCAGUAUUGUGCCAAAUGAUAUACGUAAUGUGGAAAGAUGAUUCAAUUUAAAACGCAAAGGAGAGAAUUUAAAAGGGACGUUUCAUUGUUUUUCCACAUUUGGCCAUUUUGUAGAACAAAUCACAAUAUGAAACACAUCACAGCUGAGCAUUUUUCAAAGCAUGUUUUCAAAUGAUAGUGUUUGAAAUGCUUUCCCGUUUUCUUGGCAGCCUUUGGUUUCUAUUCUCCCACUGUAUAGUCGUUGAGGUCUGUCAGAUUUGUGCUGGUGUUUAGUUAAUCUGCCAAAUAUUUCCAAAAUGAAUGGAGUCAUUUUUUUUUCUAUUUGAUGUCAGAAAGCAGAGGAAAAUUCAAGUAAAGGUUUGGCAUUCUUGUUAAAUUGAUUUCAAGUAAUCCAUUCUUAAACUAGAUACAUAUUAACUUAACGAAAUUCCAUAAUUCAAUUCAAUAAUUUUAUAUUUUGUAUGAAAAUCAAUUUAGAGACGAUGGCAAAUCAAACCAGCUCUGUCGUUGGCUUGUUUUCUUCAAUUCAUAUCUUAAUUUGUCAGAAAUAACAAGUUUUCAGACCCUAAAAGUAACAUCUGACGUGGUCUGUAAAUAUUAGAGUGGUAGAUUUUCACUUAGUUGAUUAGACUACUCACUAUGUUUUCUGUUGAUCAGUCGUUUUUUUUAAUACAGAAUUCAUUAUUACACACCACCCAGUGGUUUAUUGUUUGCACGUUUCCCCUUUGACAAAUCACAUUUCUGUUCCUUUUAUGACUGUAGACCAGGAUGAACUACAGGACAAUAGGUUUAAACCAAUGGCUGCCUAUCAAAAAUAUAAAACUGUCCCAAAAUGGCUUUGGAAAAUGGCAGUUGGCAGUAAUGUAAAGUGUUGGUGAUUUGUUAUAAAUUCGCUAUAAAAAAAAAAUAUAAAGCACUACUUGUAAUGUCCAUCAGGAAAUGCUGCACUUUGCCCAGCAGUAUACUGGACUCUGGAAUACAGGAUACAGUAUGUUGGGAGUAGAGUAGGUUGAGAAGCAUCAAAUUCUGUCUGGUUGUGGAGUGUGGAGUUGGGUGUACAUAAUAUCAAACAGGAUUUUUUAUUGGUAUUAUUUUUUUUCUUUUUUUUUUUUUUUAGCUGGUUUGGAUAAUUCUGAACUUGCAGAUAUUUAACAUGGAGUCAGCCACAGUCUUUGGAGUAACAUUGCAAUUACAAGCCAGUAUGUGAGUCUCAGAACAGGAACAGGGUGGAGACUGGACAUUAAACAAAGUUCUCACUUUUAGACUUAGCCCUGCAUUUGGUGUUUGUGAUUUUCAGAGCAGCUGUAAAGUUAAAGAAAACAUUUGUGAUGAUUUUUGGCAGAACUUUGACACAAGACUUUGAGUUAUUAUUGCACACGAUUUUUGUACCACCUAUAUAAUGUCCAUUCAUUGUCUAUAAGCUUAUCCUUUGAGGGCUGGCUGUCAUUGGGCAAGAGAUGGGGUUCACUCUGGUCAGGUCUCCAGUCUAUCACAGGGUUAGCACAUAGAGACAGUCAACCACUCACACUCACAUGCACACAGUCAAUUUAGAAUCACCAGUAAACCUAACCUAUGUAGCUGUAUAAAAUACACAGCCUACGGUUUUAACGCAAGUGAUCAACAGUAGAGAAUCCAGCCCUGGGCCUUGUUCUUCAUAUGUAAUUAACUUCCUAAACUUGAUUUGAUUAUUGAUGAUUUAACAUAAGCUUAGAUUUUCAGAAAGUUCAUUUAAACCUUUUGUCUUUCUUACAGUUAGUUUAAUUAUAACUAAAGGCAUUAGAAAUAAACCCCCAAAACAUUUCCCUCAGAUAAAGUUGACUCUUUUUCAGACUCAAACAUUUACUGUAGAUGUAACAUAUAAACACAAGUUAAUCAAGAAAAGAAAACAUAAAUUAAGUUGUUAUGAAUGAAAAAAUAUGCAUAUUUUUGCUCACAAAUAAAUUCAUCUUGCAUAAUAAUUCGGACCUCAAAAUAAGUCAGUGAAUCAAUUCUAUUCUUUGGUAGAGUUUCAGCAGGUGCUGACCAUCAAGAGUGCACAUUAAAAACAACUGUUCUUCAGAUUCAAAUGUAGUAUUAAGCCAUUUAUUUACUGCGCAAUCCUAAAGUUCCCUAGGGGAAUAUAGAAGAUUUUGGCUGAAUUACAAUAAUGAGGUUUACAUAAGGUUUACUUUCAGUGGAAUAAUUCCAUGGUAGUUGGUUGAGCAUGCAACAAAUGUUCAAUAUAUGUAAAGACAACCUUUUCCAUCAUAGAAGAACGAAGAACUAUAUACUAGGAUUUGAAUGGGACCAAAAUGCAAAAAUAUUAAAUGAUUGCAUGAAAAGUAUAUUAGAUUUAAAUUAGGUUUUUACAACUACUUAUUAAAUUUCACAAAUUGGUCUAACUAUUCUAGGGGGCCUUUACCACCUGAUAUUUCUGAGAGGCUUUGGAGGGCUCAGGUUCAAGCUUUGUUAUGAUCAACAUUGACCUUAAAAACCUAGUCAAUCUGAAAUUCCAUACCUACAAAUAUUAUACUAUACAAGCUUUGGUGCAUUUAGGCUACACAAUGCAACGCAGUAGGUAUGGAGACGUGAUGUAUUGCAUCUAUAAAGUAAAUUCUACCAAUUAUUCACCUCAAAAUACUGUAUGGUGAGUGACAGUACGCAUAUAAAGUGUGUGAUGCAUAGUAUGCCAUUUCAAAUACAGCUUCGAUAUCUUCCUAUGACACAUUUAACACAAUGCAUUGCCAUUCUGUAACCAUGCAUGUGGUGACUAAGCAGCACUUAUUAGUUCGCUGUUUGGAGAUAACUUUGUCCAUGAUCCAAAAAUCUCAACAGACAGUAUGUUGGACUGAAUAUGAAGAUGAGCUUUAGCUAGAUGAUGUUAUCUGGUUAACGUCGUAUAGGCCUGGAUUAGUUCAACUACAUAUGAAAAAUAAUGGAGGCCUGGGUAGCGAUCAUUCUCUUGACCAACUUAGUGACCUAAGUAAACCGCUGCCAGUAUGAAUUUCACUUCCUCAUCUGGACUAAUGGUCUAUUUGCUGUAAUAAGUGACCAUGGAUCACUCUGUUGUGAUUGCAAGUUCUCACAGCAUUCAAUAUGAUAUAAACUCAUAAACAGUAUGAGCAUUAGUAUUUUCAGUUAAUUGGCUAGGUAAGUGUAACCACUGGACAAUCAUAUAACUUAAGACCCUUUUUCUUUUGCAGAAUUAUUGUUUUUAGACUUCUUUGCAUGGGAUAUUAGUGAGUGAAGUGACAGUGGAGGACGGACGAGUUGUCAACAUCAGUGCCAUUGUGUAAGAACCAUCAAUUCUAUCAAUGCACUCACAUACUUAACGCCUUGAAUGUUAAUACUCACAGGUCCCCAAUAAAUUCAGCUGCAUGUUGGUGAGAAAACCAAAUCUACUAUUUCACUUUGAAGCCUGAUUAAAGAGUAUGGCUAUUUGUGCUUUUCCUCCUGUCCUCUGCAGAGUGUCUGACAUGUUUUAUUGCUGUGAAGUGAAUCAAUAAAGAUGCAGAGUUCUAAGCUUGGAGGUCUAUUCCUAACCAGGGCAAACAUAUGGUACUGGAUUACAGCUAAUGUGACAUAUAGAGGAGUUCCAGGAUUUGAACUCAUGUUUCAGCUAUGACUAAAACCCUCUGAUCCAGACUUUAUCAUCAUUGUCAUCAGCCGCCUCCUCUACAGUUUAAGUAUAGUAUGUGUCAGCACUGUGGAUUAUCUUCAGUUUAUUCACACACAUUGGCAUUGUUACAUAUGUACAUUAUUCUUGUACUGGUUAUGCGCCUUUCUGUACAUAUUAUUAACAUGAUAGCAGAUUUAAUGUGAAUUAAAGUUUUGAACUGUGACUAAAA
This is a messenger RNA of Mugil cephalus (flathead mullet), 4664 nucleotides long. RefSeq names its product protein phosphatase 1, regulatory (inhibitor) subunit 11 (gene ppp1r11). The coding region runs from base 210 to 581 and encodes 123 amino acids. The transcript is spliced from 3 exons. Gene Ontology annotation, molecular function: protein serine/threonine phosphatase inhibitor activity; protein phosphatase 1 binding. The record is from RefSeq and is a predicted model, not a curated record. Gene Ontology annotation, cellular component: nucleus. Lineage: Eukaryota; Metazoa; Chordata; Actinopteri; Mugiliformes; Mugilidae.